AUGGAAGAAGAAUACGUCGACCCUUCGCCCGUCUGGGACAGCCUUGACAUCGACCUCUUCGUCAAGGUCGCUAAUAACACCAUAUUCAGCCCGUUCUUCCUUAUGUUGGUCCCUACAUUUUAUCUCUUCCAGGGAGCCAAAGUGACGGACUUCACCGUCGUCUCCUCCUUUGUGUACCUCGUUGUCGUCUCCACCUUCUGGGCAAUUAAAUGGCUUUCGCAUCUACAGUACAACAAAGCCAGCUUUUUAUAUGCUCCGCGGCCGUUGGAAUGGAGUGACCAAAUCGUAGUCAUUACUGGCGGCUCUUCUGGUGUUGGAGAGCUUCUAGCCAAUACACUAGCGGUCAAGAGUGUCACUGUCAUCGUCCUAGACGUCAAGCCCAUCCACUCCCAGAAUUACAACAUCAACUAUUACAAGUGCGAUGUAAGCAAGUGGGAGGAGGUUGACGCGGUUUCAAAAAAGAUCAUUGAAGAGAUUGGUCAGCCCACUAUCCUGAUUAACAACGCUGGCGUUGUUCAGGGUAAACUUUUGCUUGAUUUGGAUCCUGAGGACGUUCAGCAGACUUUUAAUGUCAACACACUCUCUCACUUCUGGACCCUCAAGGCUUUCUUACCGGGUAUGAUUGAGAAGAAAAAAGGUCACAUUGUGACCGUAUCAUCUAUCAUGGGAUUGCACGGAGUCGCCCAGUUGUCCGACUAUUGCGCGUCUAAGGCUGCACUUGUUAGCCUCAAUCGGUCACUGAGAUCGGAACUUGACAAGCGAUACAACUGCCCUGAGGUCCGAACCACACUGCUCUGUCCUGGCCAUAUCCACACGCCGUUGUUUGCGACGGUCAACCGACCAAAUCAAUUCUUCUUCCCAACGUUGCAUCCUAUUGAUGUUGUUAAGCCGAUAAUCCAAGCGUUAGAUGAUACUCUAGGACAUACGAUUCUCCAGCCGUUCUAUGCCAACUUCACACCAUUCCUGUCGGUUCUGCCGCACUGGGUUGCCGAUAUCAUGACGUGGUUUUCGAAUGCAGAUUUCGCCAUGAAGGAUUUUGUGAAGCUUUCUGGGCGGAGGGAGGCGGAAGGGCCAGCGCCAACAGUAGAUGAACGCAGCAACCAUGUAAAGUCGGAUUAG
Molecule: messenger RNA, 1119 nt
Organism: Mycena indigotica
Lineage: Eukaryota; Fungi; Basidiomycota; Agaricomycetes; Agaricales; Mycenaceae
Exons: 11
Coding region: 1-1119 (372 amino acids)
Molecular function (GO): oxidoreductase activity, acting on the CH-OH group of donors, NAD or NADP as acceptor
Source: RefSeq, a predicted model, not a curated record